Messenger RNA from Acipenser ruthenus (sterlet), 1786 nucleotides. RefSeq names its product ubiquitin-conjugating enzyme E2 D2. Gene Ontology annotation, biological process: ubiquitin-dependent protein catabolic process; protein K48-linked ubiquitination. The transcript is spliced from 8 exons. The record is from RefSeq and is a predicted model, not a curated record. Gene Ontology annotation, molecular function: ubiquitin conjugating enzyme activity. Gene Ontology annotation, cellular component: nucleus. Lineage: Eukaryota; Metazoa; Chordata; Actinopteri; Acipenseriformes; Acipenseridae. Bases 449 to 895 code for a protein of 148 amino acids.
GGUAAUAGUAUGUGUACAUGUUCUGCACACUCGGACUGGAACACAGCACCUUCUACCACGACUCUAAAGAACAUCCCGACAAGGGAAUUGGUUCCAUCGUUGUGGUGCGGUGGGGGCGGAGUGAUACGACAGAGGUCGACCGGUUGGGUGUGUGUAGUUCCGGCAGAAGCGGACAUCUUGUUGAGUAACUGCGGAGAAGACAAGAGCAAGGGAGAGGGACAGAAGGAGGGACGGUGUAACCGGCUAUAGCCAGCGUUUUAAGAGAUAUCAAAACCAGUCACAGAGAAAGCCACCCUCCAGUCGUUUGUACUGGUUGUGUUAUCACUGUUUACUGUGUGACUCUGGGGGAGAGCGUGACGAUUUUUUUUUUUUUUGUUACUGGCGAAUUUCAACUCGGAACAGAUUAUCCCCCUCCCCUACCCCCCCUUGAUAACCACAAAGAAAAAGAAUGGCGCUGAAACGAAUUCACAAGGAGCUGAAUGACUUGGCACGGGAUCCACCAGCACAGUGUUCUGCGGGUCCAGUUGGAGAUGACAUGUUUCACUGGCAAGCCACAAUCAUGGGACCUAAUGAUAGUCCAUAUCAGGGUGGUGUAUUCUUCUUGACAAUUCAUUUUCCCACAGACUACCCUUUCAAACCUCCUAAGGUUGCAUUUACAACAAGAAUUUAUCACCCAAAUAUUAACAGUAAUGGCAGCAUCUGCCUCGAUAUUCUAAGAUCACAGUGGUCUCCUGCAUUAACUAUUUCUAAAGUUCUUUUGUCCAUUUGUUCGCUGUUAUGUGAUCCUAACCCAGAUGAUCCACUAGUGCCAGAGAUUGCACGCAUCUACAAAACAGAUAGGGAAAAGUAUAAUAGACUAGCAAGAGAGUGGACAGAAAAGUAUGCAAUGCUUUAGGGUACAACAGAAUAGCCCGGGAAUGGACUCAGAAGUAUGCGAUGUGAUGCUACCUUGUGGAAGUUGGAACAGUCUGCAUUAUAGCUGGAAUAAACUUUAAAUUACUGGUUUUUUUUUUUUUUUUUUUUGGCUGCUCCCCUUAUCAGACCAUAUCUUUUUUACCCCCAUUUGUGCACAUGCUCUUGUAAGAAGAAAGUUCCUCCAGCUUGGACAAGACCAGCUUUAUGAAUUUCAGAAGUAGUUUUCAUCAAUCGCCCAAAGUUCAGAACUCUUAAUGGAGCAUGUGUCUACAUGGCCAAUACCUUCACAGCCCUUGGUUAUGAGACUAAACAUAUCUCAUUGCUCUAACAAAUGCUGAAGAUGUUGAUGCAAAAAAGGAUGAUCUUGCGUUAUCAACCAUCUUUGUUAAGGAUCACUUUGAUGCUGGGAUAGCAUCUGCCUUGUAAGGUUUUCCGAUAACGUUAGAAUUGAGGUUGAUCAAUUAUUUUAUGCUCAUAACUGACAUUGUGGAUGGAUAAUCACAGCAGAGUGUACGCGUCAGCGGUACAGAAAAUAAAUGCUGUAUUUUAUGCAUGUUAAUAAAGGAAUGACCAGUUUGUUCUGCAGCAAAUGGAAAUCAGGUGGGAGAGGGUGGGCAGGGGUGGGAGAGUAGGGGGUGGGAAUUCUCAAAAAUCCCCAGGUAGGGUCAUUACAUUUUUGUAAUUUUUUUUUCUUUUUUUUCUGGUUUUUCUUUCUUUUUAGAAGUCGGGAGCUAUUAGUUAAUCUAUCUUCCACAACACCGUUUUACGUAGCACUGAAUAAAUGAUGCAAAGCUGUCAAUGGUUGAAUGAUCAACUAAUAGCUCUGCUAGUUAUUGAUUUAUUUUCCUCAAUAAAGUUGCAUAAACCAAUA